This is a messenger RNA of Vitis riparia (riverbank grape), 1350 nucleotides long. RefSeq names its product translation initiation factor IF-2. The coding region runs from base 126 to 1145 and encodes 339 amino acids. Lineage: Eukaryota; Viridiplantae; Streptophyta; Magnoliopsida; Vitales; Vitaceae. The record is from RefSeq and is a predicted model, not a curated record. The transcript has a single exon.
AUUCUUUAUUGCAUGGUAGGGUCAGUUGCACUGAACUCUCUGAGUCUGAGCUCUCUCCGUAGGAAAGUGAGAAAUUUCGCAACACCCACUUCUUCCUUCUCCGCUUCACCGCCACUUCUCUCUCCAUGGAGAGCCCAAGAUUCAAACUUGAACCCCAAACCCUCUCGCCCAGCAGCAGCGGCAGAAGAAGCAGCGAUUCCAACUCCCCAGAGUUCGAGUUCUGGAUGGUCAGAAACCCGUCUUUCCCACAACCCAAUCUCCUCUCCGCCGACGAAUUGUUCGUCGACGGCGUUCUCCUCCCCCUCCACCUCCUUCACCACAACCCCGACUCCUCCAAACCGGUUCAGGAACUCAACUCCGAAGCACCCGACUCAGAGCCCCCGAUUCCGGACACGGAGCCGGAGCCUGGACCUGGGCCUGAGAUAUCAAGUGCGGCGCCGGCGUCGACGGCAUCGAAACGGUGGAAGGACAUUUUCAAGAAAGGGGAAAAGAAAAGCGCGAAGAACGGUGAGGAUAAAGAGAAGGAGAAGAAGAAAGAGAGGAAGAGUGGGAGCGGAGCGAGUUCUGCUGAGUUGAACAUCAAUAUAUGGCCGUUUUCCCGGAGCCGAUCCGCCGGUAAUAACGCCGUCCGGCCGAGGAUGGCCGCGGGAGGCGCUGGAACUCGGAAGGUGAGUAGCGCUCCGUGUUCGAGGAGUAACUCAGCGGGCGAGUCCAAGUCCAGGAAAUGGCCCAGCAGUCCAGGUCGACCCGGUGUCCACUUGGGUCGGAGCAGCCCCGUUUGGCAGGUUCGCCGCGGGGGCUCAGCUUCGAGGAGCCUCGAACCUCUGGUUCGGAAUGCAGAGAAAGGAUCGAAAAAAGAAGGAUCCGAGAAUCGCCGCAAUAGAACCCCAGCCGCCGCUCCCCCCGCCGGCAUACCCAAAGCUAGGGUUUUGAAUUUGAACGUCCCAAUGUGCAUCGGCUACCGCCACCAUUUGAGUUGCCGAAGCGAUGAAAACAGCACCAUUGGUACCAGCCACACCAUCGGCAGCCGUGGCGGCGGCGGCGCUGGCGCUAGCCUGGGUAACGGCGGUGGCGGCUCCGGUAACGUUGGAAGCGCGAGUAAUCUGUUUAAUUUGCGCAGCCUCUUCACCAAAAAGGUGUAUUAACUAUUAAUUAAACCCCCUCAUUAUUGCUUAUCUUUUCAAAUUAUUACUAAUAGAUUAGAUUUAAUUUUUCUGCCUUUUUUUUAUUUUUUGGAAUUUUCUUCAUAUUUUUGCCAUGUGAGAGCAAAAUCCAAGUUUCACUCCAUGUGUACAUUUCUGUAAUUAACCACGAAAGCUAUGUAUCUUUUUAUUUCUAAGUUUCUUGUCA